Pyricularia grisea is the source of this 514-nucleotide messenger RNA. RefSeq lists its product as uncharacterized. The record is from RefSeq and is a predicted model, not a curated record. Lineage: Eukaryota; Fungi; Ascomycota; Sordariomycetes; Magnaporthales; Pyriculariaceae. The transcript is spliced from 3 exons. The coding region runs from base 317 to 514 and encodes 65 amino acids.
AACCGAUUGCUCCACAGUGGGAAUUUUGACAGGAUCAUCAAUCUCUCGACAAUCCUCGUUGCAACGCCCUGGGACCCCUGACCCCAGGAGUCCCCUUACCUUUUUUUUUUCCCUCGUGUAUUCCGGAUCCUUGUGCCGGGUUAUGCUUUUCUUGAAGACUCCGAUCACGCCCAAACACCUUAGCUGUUACCCUGGAUAUUUUCUCUUACCAAUUUUUUUUCAAUCGAAACAUUCUCGCUUCUUACACAUUCCUUUCUUGUCGCUCGCGCCGCACAUUGAUCUUUUGAUAUCGACCUUUGUCACCUAAUUCACCGCCAUGUCUCAGUACCCUCCCCAGCAGCAGAUGCCUUACGGCUCGCCGCCGCCUCCCGCCGGCUACGGUCAGGGACCGCCUCCCCAGCAAGGAGGAUACUACCCUCCUGCCCAGCCCAUGGGCUACUACCCUCCUCAACAGCAGGCUCCCCCGCCACAGCAGGAGGAGAAGAAGGACCGUGGCUGCCUUUACGGAUGGUGA